Molecule: messenger RNA, 2046 nt
Organism: Aspergillus sclerotioniger CBS 115572
Lineage: Eukaryota; Fungi; Ascomycota; Eurotiomycetes; Eurotiales; Aspergillaceae
Product: bifunctional terpene synthase/polyprenyl synthetase family protein
Exons: 9
Coding region: 1-2046 (681 amino acids)
Biological process (GO): isoprenoid biosynthetic process
Molecular function (GO): prenyltransferase activity
Source: RefSeq, a predicted model, not a curated record
AUGGAUAUUUUGUUUGAACAUUCCGAGCUCGUCGAUAGUGAGGAGGUCGCUCGUGUGUGUGCAACUAGUCUUCCUGUUCGCAGAAGCAAGUACGCAGAUGUGGCAGAAAGUGCUCUUGUGGAAUUCCAUCGACAAUGGCAGACGGAAGUGGGACUUGCUUUCCAUGGAGGAAGCUCUCCCAAAGGGCCUGUUACUGCUUUCUUCCCUCCGGAAGUGAAGCCAGAUCGGGUUGAGAUUUUUACAAAGCUGAUUGAGUACUUUUGUGCUCACGACGUAUUAGAUGUGGUCACAACUAGUGGCAGUUCACAGACUCAUCCGAAAGAAGCACCCGAAUCAGUCGGAUGGGAAGUACGAAAGAGCGAAGCCACCGGUCUUCAAGUUAGCGCAAUAAAGCAGAUACAGUCCCAGGUGUUUCUGCGUCUUCUGGAAGUUGACCGAAAACGAGGCAAUCUUGUCCUCAAGGCCAUUAAUAAUCUAUCAAAGAUUCAUGAGACAUUAGGUGCGGCUGACUUUAAGUCUUGGGAUGAGUUAUUGCAGUAUCGUGUGUAUGAUUUUGGGACAGAGUUCAGUUUGAUGUCAAUCGCGUAUUGCUGCGAGCUGGACUUGACAUCCACAGACAUUGAGGACCUGAAGCCAAUUUGGUGGCCCGCCACUGCUACGGCAGCCCUUGUCAACGACUUGUAUAGCUUCAACAAAGAAGUGGCCAUAGAGCUCCCUACCAAAUCUAUGAUGUCGAAUGCGGUCUGGUACUUGAUGAAAACGCUUAACUUGACUGUGUCCCAGGCCAAGGUCUUGCUGUUAAAAGAGAAGAUAGCCCCACUAGAAAGGGAAUUCAUAACCAGGAAAAAGGAGUAUCUGGCUAGUGUUGACUGCACAGCUAAGUCGAAGGACGUCGCCUACUUCCUAGAGAUGGUUGGUUUAGGACUAUCCGGGAAUUGGUACUGGAGCGCUGUCGCUGAUCGUUUCCAUCGAUGGAUGGAUGUUCCCAAUCUGGCGGGUUUGACGCCGUUCAAUGGACCCUUAUUCAAGUUCGAUGAACACACAGCAACAUGCGCUACUCUUUUAAAGGGAUCAUCCCUAGGAAAUGAGAAACACAGUUUCCUAAGCAAUAUCGAGAUAUCAGCGAAGGAUUCAUACCACGAGAUCCUCAAGCAGCCGAUCCAAUACCUUCGAAGUGUUCCAUCCAAGAAUGUAAGAGGUACCAUCAUUCAAGCCUUGAACGUAUGGCUCAAAGCACCGGAAACGGCAGCCAGUCAAGUAGAAGGCAUAAUUGGUCAUCUUCACGACUCUUCACUUCUUCUUGACGAUAUCCAAGACAACUCGGAGCUCCGAAGAGGCUGUCCAGCUACGUAUCGUGUUUUUGGGGUGCCACAGACUAUUAACGCUGCAACCUUUGCUCUUACAUUGGCUUUUGAGAAGGCUGCUCCGUUGAUGCAGAUAGAGGAAGUCCGGAAUCUUCACCUAGGGCAAGCGAUGGAUCUUCACUGGACGCGGUGUGGGCAAUGUCCGACUAUCACGGAGUAUAUGGAGAUGAAUCGGCUAAAAACCGGCGCAUUGUUUUGCCUCGCUAGCCAUCUUUUAUACAUUCACGGGACAUUCCCUGCUGAAACAAUCCAACAAACUGAUCUUACAGAUCUCAUGACCCUCCUAGGCCAAUACUUCCAAGCCCGUGAUGAUUAUAUAAACCUCGCAUCGGCAAAGUACCAAAAAGAAAAAGGCUUCGCGCAAGACCUCGACGAAGGCAAAUUCUCCCUCCCCUUGAUUCACGUCAUGACGCAUUCUCCGAAUCAGGUACUGCUCCGAAAUAUUCUCUGUGAGAGAGCCAGAGACUCCGGGUUGUCAAACGAUCUAAAGAAAUUGAUCUUGAACGAGAUGCGAGAGCAAGACAGUCUCGAGUUCACUGAAGAGACGUUGCGGUCUCUGGAAGGAAAGAUCAAGCAACAGCUUGAGAUAAUUGAGACUUCUACUGGAAUCAAGAAUUAUGUAUUCCGUUUCCUAUUGGAUCGGUUGAGGGAGAUGCAAACUUUUGAGGGUGUAUAUACUUAA